CUCUUUUCCUAUCACAAUUCUCUUUCGAUCCACAAUUUUAUCAAGAUGGCCGACCAAGCCACUCGUCGAUCCAAGAGGCUUGCAGAGAAAACUCCAAGCAAAGAAGGCUUGAAGUCACCUCCAAAGCGCUCUCAGGUCAGCCAGGGUGUUAAGAAGCAGCCCCAGUCGCAGAAUGAUUCCCCUUCCCGUCCCUCGUCAAGACAACAAUCGGUUUCUGGAUUGUCGUUUGUAUCAACUAGAUCAAGUCUGGGCGACUUCAUCAGCCCUGAUACGUUCGCCGCCAAGCAGAGAGCAGGAUCCCGAGACUCUCUUGAUCUGCUUACACGCAGGCAAGGCAUGUUUGGCCGGAACUCAGAAGACAGAGCAUUCCUUGCGGCCAGAGCUCAAGAUGUUCCUAGCCAAGAUCCGAGGCGCAGAGACGUGUCCAUGAACCCCAUUUUUGAGGGACAGUCCGUCGAUGUAGCCGAGCAGAAGUUGGUAUCAAUUCAGAAGGCCAAAGAUGCCUAUAUCCGUCGUCCUGACUUGGACCCCGAUCAACCAUUACCCUCUGUUGAGUCGAGUACUCAAACAGGACAACUAUCUCGUCCUUAUCAGACCGUCAGAGACCCUAUAGCCACAUUUCCUCCAGUACCAUCCCACAAGACUGUUUGGUCAAAUCUCCUCAUUGAAAACUCGCGUCAGAACUUCAAUACAAGUAUCAUCAGACGACGACCUGUUGGGCCGUGGCCUGAAGGCUACUACCACGCCUCAGGCAGUCUGAGAGAUGACCGCCAAGUCCUAGACAGAUUUCCCUGGCCUGCUAUCACCUAUUGAGCACGUACCUCAUGGGUGGUACUGGUCUACAUUGGCCUUGAACAUGUGGAAUCUGGACAAGCUCAUUGACAAUCUCGAAUGGAAUGUGGACUCCA
Pseudomassariella vexata is the source of this 908-nucleotide messenger RNA. RefSeq lists its product as uncharacterized. The record is from RefSeq and is a predicted model, not a curated record. Bases 46 to 813 code for a protein of 255 amino acids. The transcript has a single exon. Lineage: Eukaryota; Fungi; Ascomycota; Sordariomycetes; Amphisphaeriales; Pseudomassariaceae.